Molecule: messenger RNA, 3616 nt
Organism: Cicer arietinum (chickpea)
Lineage: Eukaryota; Viridiplantae; Streptophyta; Magnoliopsida; Fabales; Fabaceae
Product: probable inactive receptor kinase At5g10020
Biological process (GO): protein phosphorylation
Molecular function (GO): ATP binding; protein binding; protein kinase activity
Source: RefSeq, a predicted model, not a curated record
AUAGUAGUAGACUACACUAGACUUUCUCUCUCAUUGAAAGUUGAAACCCCUUCCUCCUCCUCCGUUCAAUGUUGAUGUUAACUUUCUUCUUCUCUUCCUCUUUCUACCUUUAGGGUUCUUCUCUCUCUCUCUCUCUCUCUCUCUCUGUAACUAUGAAAUGAAAUAAUUAAGACGUGUCGUGUCUUGUCGUCUGUUGUAUCGACAACAUACCCAUCCACAUUCACUCCGAUGAAUCCCCCACCCAAAUUCUUCUUCAUCUCCGUCACACAUUUACUUCUCAUUCUACUCUCAACUUGCACCGCUUCACAACCGGAGCUCCGAUCUCUUCUCGAAUUCAAAAAAGGCAUUACCAUAGAUCCAUCCAAUCGAGUUCUCAACUCAUGGAAUCCUUCUUCCGUCAACACUGCCAACUCAUGCCCUCACUCAUGGGUUGGAAUCCUCUGCGACGACCUCACCGGAAACGUCACCGGAAUUAUCCUCGACGAAUUCAGUCUCGUCGGUGAACUCAAGUUUCAAACUUUACUUGACCUUAAAAUGCUUAAAAACCUUAGUCUCUCCGGUAACCGGUUCACCGGAAGGUUACCACCUUCGUUAGGUACACUAACUUCUCUUCAACAUUUGGAUCUUUCACAUAACAACUUCUACGGUCCAAUUCCGGCACGGAUCAACGAUCUUUGGGGACUUAAUUACCUUAAUUUAUCACAUAAUGAAUUCAAAGGUGGAUUUCCAACUGGUCUCAACAAUCUUCAACAACUUAGGGUUCUAGAUUUGCAUUCUAACAAACUUUGGGCUGACAUUGGUGACCUUCUUCCCACUCUUCGCAACGUCGAAUUCCUCGAUUUGAGUCACAAUCUUUUCUACGGUGGACUUUCACUUACUCUUCAGAAUGUUUCAUCUUUGGCUAAUACAGUUCGUUACUUGAACUUGAGUCAUAACAAUUUGAAUGGAAACUUCUUUCUCAAUGAUUCCAUUGAAUUGUUUCGCAAUUUGCAAGCUUUGGAUUUGACUGAUAAUUUGAUCAGAGGGGAGCUUCCUUCUUUUGGUUCUUUGCCUGGACUUAGGGUUCUGAGACUUGCACGUAAUCUCUUAUUUGGGGCUGUGCCUGAGGAUUUGUUGCAGAAUUCAAUGUCAUUGGAAGAAUUGGAUCUUAGCUCCAAUGGCUUUACUGGCUCAAUUCCUGUAGUUAACUCUACCAGUUUAAUUGUUUUGGAUCUUUCAUCGAAUAGUUUAUCAGGCUCAUUGCCAACAUCUUUGAGAUGUACAGUCAUAGACUUGAGCAAGAAUAUGUUAUCCGGCGACGUUUCUGUUAUAGAGACCUGGGAACCCACUAUGGAGGUUAUUGAUCUGAGUUCCAACAAGCUGUCAGGACCCUUGCCUUCUACUUUAGGGACAUAUUCAAAAUUGUCUACCCUUGACUUAAGUUUUAAUGAACUUAAUGGAUCCAUUCCAGUUAGUUUUGUUACUUCGUCAUCCCUGACAAGGCUAAAUCUUUCUGGAAAUCAAUUAACAGGGCCACUUUUGCUUCAAGGUUCAGGGGCAAGUGAAUUACUGCUUAUGCCUCCGUUUCAACCAAUGGAAUAUUUUGAUGUAUCUAACAACUCUUUAGAAGGUGUCUUGCCUUCUGAUAUAGGUAGGAUGGGUGGGCUCAAACUGCUGAAUCUGGCAAUGAAUGGUUUUUCCGGACAGUUUCCAAAUGAAUUGGACAAACUUAUUUACUUGGAACACCUUGAUUUGUCUAACAACAAAUUUACUGGAAACAUUCCCGAUAAGCUUUCAUCUAGCUUGACUGUAUUUAAUGUGUCCAAUAAUGAUCUAUCAGGCCAUGUUCCUGAAAAUUUGCGGCGGUUUCCUCCUUCAUCCUUUUUCCCCGGAAAUGAAAAGCUAAAGUUACCAAAUACAUCUCCUGAAAAUUCUUCAGUGCCAGAUAAUAUUCCAGGUAAAGGUAAACAUCAUAGUUCGAAGGGUAAUAUCAGGAUAGCAAUUAUUCUUGCUUCUGUGGGUGCUGCUGUGAUGAUUGCUUUUGUUUUAUUGGCUUAUCAUCGAACACAAGCAAAAGAAUUUCAUGGUAGAAGUGAGUUUACUGGCCAAACUACUGGAAGAGAUGCCAAGUUCGGAGGACUUUCAAGGCCUUCUCUCUUCAAGUUCAAUGCAAAUGCUCUACCUCCAUCAACUUCUUUGAGCUUUUCUAAUGAUCACUUGUUGACAUCUAAUUCAAGGUCACUUUCUGGACAGCAGUCUGAGUUUAUAACUGAAAUAUCUGAGCAUGGCUUGUCCCAGGGAAUGAUAGCAAGUAGUUCAGCACCUGUAAAUCCUAAUUUGAUGGAUUACCCUCCCACGACAUCUGGAAGGAAGUCUUCUCCUGGUUCUCCAUUGUCGUCCUCACCACGUUUUAUAGAGUCUUGUGAAAAGCCUGUGAUGUUGGACGUCUACUCACCAGAUCGACUGGCUGGGGAACUGUUUUUCCUGGAUUCUUCGCUAGCAUUCACUGCUGAGGAAUUAUCUCGAGCUCCAGCUGAAGUUCUUGGCAGAAGUAGCCAUGGCACUCUCUACAAAGCUACUCUGGACAGUGGUCAUAUGUUGACUGUAAAAUGGUUAAGGGUGGGGUUGGUCAAACAUAAAAAGGAAUUUGCUAGAGAAGUUAAAAGAAUUGGUUCUAUGAGGCAUCCAAACAUUGUCCCACUACGAGCAUACUAUUGGGGGCCUAGGGAACAGGAGAGGCUUCUUUUAGCCGACUAUAUUCAUGGAGACAGCUUGGCCCUCCAUCUCUAUGAGACCACACCCCGGAGGUACUCCCCAUUGUCGUUCAGCCAGAGAAUAAGAGUUGCAGUGGAUGUUGCAAGAUGUCUUUUAUACCUUCACGACCGAGGGCUUCCCCACGGAAAUCUGAAGCCGACAAACAUUCUGUUGGCAGGCCCUGAUUACAGUACUUGUCUUACUGACUAUGGUCUACAUCGGCUCAUGACGCCGGCUGGAGUUGCAGAACAGAUACUAAAUCUAGGAGCACUUGGUUACCGUGCUCCAGAACUUGCUACUGCAUCCAAACCAGUUCCAUCAUUUAAGGCAGACAUCUAUGCACUCGGGGUGAUCCUAAUGGAAUUAUUAACGAGAAAAAGUGCAGGCGACAUAAUAUCUGGACAAUCAGGUGCUGUCGAUCUUACAGAUUGGGUUAGGCUGUGUGAGAGAGAAGGAAGGGUAAUGGACUGUAUAGACAGAGACAUUGCAGGUGGUGAAGAAUCCUCAAAAGAGAUGGACCAACUGCUUGCAACAUCUCUCAGGUGUAUUCUCCCUGUACAUGAAAGACCUAACAUCAGACAAGUUUUUGAAGAUCUCUGUUCUAUAUUGGCUUGAAUUUUUUGUACAUGUGUCUGGGAAUUAGUUUUUUAUUUUUGGUUCCUCGACCCAUUAUUGUUAUUUUCUGAUUCUUUGUACUCAUCUUAUCUCCUCCCUAAUUGGUUUAAGGCCUUAUUUUGGGCCAAUCAUCCUAUUCUUUUCUUCUAUUAUUCUCUUUUUUAUGUUUCUAGAAAGAACACUAUUUCUUGUAAAGCGAUAAUCAUUGAUUAAUCGACAGUGUUGGUGUUUGAUUUGAAAAGCAGAUGCGAGAAUUCUUUUCUCUUAA